CUUCCAUUCAUUAAUGACAACAUCCCUAUUACUUCGGGUCUCCUCAACAAGGUCUAGACAACCUGCAGUCAUUCUUGCUCGCCCAUCUCGCGAAAUGCCUAGCACACUAAUUCUUGUAGACACAACGUCGAGCUCUUCAUCGCUCUCUCGGUCCAACCAUGAGAAGAAAACUGAACUAGACAUGCUUUCAGCACGCCACGUAGUUGAGGAUGACGACCUCACAAUACGUCCUAGUCGACGCAAACCACCUCCGAAGAUUCCCAAACAGCACGUCAUUACAAAUACAAUCACGUCCUACCUGUCCAAAUCCGACAGUCCUGAAGAGGUGGUCUCGGUCACUAUAAACAGCUCGCCGGAGAUGUCUUUCAUGUUGCACAAACCCCUCCGUAAUCGAUCAUCAUUCGAAGAAAAUGCACCCGAAGCUUCACAAGACAUCAUGGACGCACACGAAUUCUUCAAGAUCAUUAAGAACCCACAGACGAAGAAUUACAAAGACGUGCUUCCAUUCCUCAUCACGAGACGAAAGAAGUUCUUCAAGAAACGUCUGUGGGUCGUACGAACUACGCUAAAAGCUAUGAACGGGGAAUGGAACACCCUGGACAUCCCCCUCUCGAUACACGAGGAGUUUUCGAGUUUUAGCAGUAUCGCGUGCGCGCGUUUUGGUGCGGUGCCGCCUGUGGACGUCCUCAUCAUGUUGUCCGCAGAGAUUCAGACAUGCGCGCGCGUCAACAUUGAUGCAGUACCGAUGGGGCGGCUGGUACAGAUUUUUGACCGCAUGUUUGAGGAUUGCCAUUUGCUUUUGCGGUCACGCACUCUUGCGAAGGUGCCGCCGAGGUCAGGGGUUGCUGCUGCGAAGUCCGCCAUGGAGAGGUUUCUGCCGCUUUCAGGCGGGGUGGACUAUUUGAUAAAGUUUUGUCGGAACACUUUUUCUGGGCGAGAGGUCCGUUACCAGUGGGCCGAUAGGGGUUGUUUCGAGGAUUGGGUUGGAUGGGAUUAAUAGGAGGGAUAAUACACCAGUUUCUGGUUUGUAGGAAUGGCACGGAACGCAAUUAGAGUCAUCGUAGACGCAAUAAUUCUUGUAGGAUACUUUGUAGAAGUUUGGCAAUGCAACUUGAUC
This is a messenger RNA of Suillus clintonianus, 1117 nucleotides long. RefSeq lists its product as uncharacterized. Bases 14 to 997 code for a protein of 327 amino acids. The record is from RefSeq and is a predicted model, not a curated record. Lineage: Eukaryota; Fungi; Basidiomycota; Agaricomycetes; Boletales; Suillaceae. The transcript has 2 exons.